AUGCGGCUCGAUACAGCCACGCCAUGUUGCACGCCAUCAGUCAGCGACAAUUCGGCCACCACCGUCUCUAUCCACAAGAACACCGGGCAGAAUUCCCUAGCAUGUAGAUUCGGUACUCCCCUUGUCAACACAAUGGAGUACACGACGAUGCAAACGAAAACGAAAAAGAGAACGACGAAAAACGACGAGGAUGAGGAGAAAGUUGGGAGGGUGUGGAGAAAUAUGGUUUCGGCACGUGUUUUUCAGUCGAUCAGUAGGUAG
Messenger RNA from Plenodomus lingam JN3, 261 nucleotides. Lineage: Eukaryota; Fungi; Ascomycota; Dothideomycetes; Pleosporales; Leptosphaeriaceae. The record is from RefSeq and is a predicted model, not a curated record.